AGUGCACCGCAGCCGCCCCCUCCCUAGCGCCAGCACGUCGUAUUCCCAGUGACCCGCAACCCAGGCGCGCCGCAUCCCCAGUGACCUACAACCCCGGCGCGCCGCAUCCCCGGCGACCCCUAGCCCCAGCGCGCCCCUUCCCCGGUGCCUCCGAUCCCCACCCGCCACCGUCGCUCCUCCGGUCCGGCGAGACCAGCACUGCCCUCGACUCUACAACACAUCUCCGCUCCUAUCGCAUCUCAGGUCAGCUCCGCAGGCCUCCCUCCUUCUGUCGUUCCUCCCAGCCCCCUCAUCUCUUUCGAGGUGCUCGGCUCGCUGCCUCGUACUUGACCUUCCCGCUCCUCCACCCCUGUACCGCCGCUCCCUCCUGCUGUCCUCACCCACAAGCUCGGUCCCUUGACAGAAAUUGUUGUAUCCUACCGGUGCUACUUCUCCGACGAGGUCAUUGUGUUGCAUAUGCGCUGGCAAACAACAUCGUCUCUGGUUUUGUUUCCCUUAACAAUCGAGACGGCAUGCUCCACUUGGCUUCAAAUGCACCGUGGGCCUGCUCCACUUGGCUUCCACAGCACCACCGGCAGACAAGCCCGGAUGCCAUCGUCCGAACUGCCACACCGCCCAGCCGCAACGCUCCUCCAGCCACCAUCCGGCGGCGCACGGUGCUCCAAGUACGUCCUGUGGAUGCCUCCUCCUCUUGCCUACUCUUUGCGAAGCGCACGACCGUCUCCCUUCUGCCCCAUCCAUCCAGGCCCCAAUAUUUAUUUCUUCAGUUCUCUUCCGCCGUCAGGUCGCACCCUCUUCCUUCUGCAGGCCACCACCUCCUGCUUCUGCAGGCCGUGCCACAUCCCCCCACCCGCAGCGGACAGGCCGUUCACCGCCGGCACCAUAGUCCGUUCACUACCGACAGCCGAGGCCGUUCAACGAUGCAACGACGAGUACUAGUUUGGAAGGCCAGGAAGUUCUACUUCUGGCAUAAGCCAACGGAGCAUCGGUCGAAGAAGGCCGAUGCGCCUCGUGCCAGCUCCGGGCAUCGCCGGAGGCCCUAUCUGUUCUUCCACCCCCCCGGUGCACUCACCGUCGAGCCUAUCCAUGCACAGCUCUAGUAUUUAUGAGCUUCAGGCUUGUCGUUGUUCAUGCAGAUUAAUUCUUUGUUAAUUGCUAUUGCACAUUCAGUAAAUGUAGCCUUUGUAUUCUCAGUGAAGUUUUAUUGUGAAGAUGUUUUAAUGCACACCGAAACCAGAUUGUCUGCUGCUACAUGCGCAUCAUAUGUGUAUUUUUCCAUCGAGAAACCUCAUCAUAUGUAAAUGUCUUCUAACUCUAGAUUUUGAUGAUGCAAAGUUGUAUCCGUGUACACAUUUUUUAUUUCUAUUGCUCUUGGUUCAAAUGACCAAUUGCUAUA
This is a messenger RNA of Triticum dicoccoides, 1396 nucleotides long. RefSeq lists its product as uncharacterized. Bases 457 to 939 code for a protein of 160 amino acids. The record is from RefSeq and is a predicted model, not a curated record. The transcript has 4 exons. NCBI's taxonomy places the organism in Eukaryota, Viridiplantae, Streptophyta, Magnoliopsida, Poales, Poaceae.